Messenger RNA from Staurois parvus, 1653 nucleotides. Lineage: Eukaryota; Metazoa; Chordata; Amphibia; Anura; Ranidae. The record is from the annotation of a GenBank genome assembly.
UACAGAUUGUCCAUUAAUCAGCUGACAGACAGUUCCUGCCCCCACCUGGCAUCUGGAAUAAGAAAUAACCCGACACUGAGGACACUGAACCUGUCUGGGAACAAUCUGGAGGGUCUUCAUUUCAAGGAUCUGAUGGCGGCUCUGACAACAAGCCGGAUAGAGGAAUUACAAUUGUAUAAUAAUCACCUGACAGACAGUUCCUGCCCCCACCUGGCAUCUGGAAUAAGAAAUAACCCAACACUAAGGACACUGGACCUGUCUAGGAACAAUCUGGAGGGUCCUCAUUUCAGGGAUCUGAUGGCGGCUCUGACAACAAGCCGGAUAGAGGAAUUACGAUUGUCCUAUACUCACCUGACAGACAGUUCCUGCCCCCACCUGGCAUCUGGAAUAACAAAUAAUCAGACACUGAGGACAUUGGACCUGUCUAUGAACAAUCUGGAGGGUCCUCAUUUCAGGGAUCUGAUGGCGGCUCUGACAACAAGCCGGAUAGAGGAAUUACAAUUGGCCAGUACUCACCUGACAGACAGUUCCUGCCCCCACCUGGCAUCUGGAAUAAGCAAUUACCCGACACUGAGGACACUGGACCUGUCUAUGAACAAUCUGGAGGGUCCUCAUUUCAGGGAUCUGAUGGCGGCUCUGACAACAAGCCGGAUAGAGGGAUUACAAUUGGAUACUACUCACCUGACAGACAGUUCCUGCCCCCACCUGGCAUCUGGAAUAAGAAAUAACCCGACACUGAGGACACUGGACCUGUCCUGGAACAAUCUGGAGGGUCCUCAUUUCAGGGAUCUGAUGGCGGCUCUGACAACAAGCCGGAUAGAGGAAUUACAAUUGGUUGGUAAUCACCUGACAGACAGUUCCUGCCCCCACCUGGGAUCUGGAAUAAGAAAUAACCCGACACUGAGGACACUGAACCUGUCUGGGAACAAUCUGGAGGGUCCUCAUUUCAGGGAUCUGAUGGCGGCUCUGACAACAAGCCGGAUAGAGGAAUUACAAUUGUAUGAUAAUCACCUGACAGACAGUUCCUGCCCCCAACUGGCAUCUGGAAUAAGAAAUAACCCGACACUGAGGACACUGGUCCUGUCUGGGAACAAUCUGGAGGGUCCUCAUUUCGGGGAUCUGAUGGGCUCUGACAACAAGCCGGAUAGAGGAAUUACAAUUGUCCUCUAAUCAGCUGACAGACAGUUCCUGCCCCCACCUGGCAUCUGGAAUAAGAAAUAACACGACACUGAGGACACUGGACCUGUCUAUGAAUAAUCUGGAGGGUCCUCAUUUCAGUGAUCUGAUGGCGGCUCUGACAACAAGCCGGAUAGAGGAAUUACAAUUGUCCUCCAAUCACCUGACAGACAUUUCCUGCCCCCACCUGGCAUCUGGAAUAAGAAGUAACCCGACACUGAGGACACUGGACCUGUCUAUGAACAAUCUGGAGGGUCCUCAUUUCAGGGAUCUGAUGGCGGCUCUGACAACAAGCCGGAUAGAGGAAUUACAAUUGUCCUGUAAUCACCUGACAGACAGUUCCUGCCCCCACCUGGCAUCUGGAAUAAGAAAUAACCCGACACUGAGGACACUGGACCUGUCUUUGAACAAUCUGGAGGGUCCUCAUUUCAGGGAUCUGCUGGCGGCUCUGACAACAAGCCGGAUAGAGGAAUUCCA